This is a messenger RNA of Lichtheimia ornata, 792 nucleotides long. RefSeq lists its product as uncharacterized. The transcript has 3 exons. Bases 1 to 792 code for a protein of 263 amino acids. The record is from RefSeq and is a predicted model, not a curated record. NCBI's taxonomy places the organism in Eukaryota, Fungi, Mucoromycota, Mucoromycetes, Mucorales, Lichtheimiaceae. Gene Ontology annotation, molecular function: S-adenosylmethionine-dependent methyltransferase activity.
AUGUCAUCUUCUUGGUCAGCUAGCAACUAUAACACCCACGCAUCAUUUGUGCCCAAACUAGGGUCCAUCAUCCUUGGUAUGCUUGAUCCUCAAUCGGACGAAAAAAUCCUCGACUUUGGUUGUGGCGACGGAGUACUUACCCUCAAGCUGGCCGAGCAAUGCAAGUCUGUUGUUGGAAUUGAUGCCAGCAGCAACAUGAUAGAGAAGGCAAAGGCAAUCGCACCUCCGGAUACCAAUAUCGAAUACCACGUUGUGGAUGGCCAUGAUGUGGCAGAAUGGUUUGAUGCCGCAUCUGAUCUUACCCCUUUUGAUGCUGUUUUUUCUAAUGCAACACUUCAUUGGCUCAAACGCGACCCUAUCAAAGUCAUUCGAGGCAUUCAUCAUGUCCUCAAACCAGGUGGACGUUUUGUAGCUGAAUUUGGAGGAUUCAUGAAUUGUGGAGAGAUUCACACGGCAUUGAUCACUGCUCUCAAUCGUCGUGGUUUCAAUGGCGAAUCUUUGUCACCAUGGUAUUUCCCAUCUCCCGACACAUACAAGACCCAUCUUGAAAACAAUGGCUUCCAAGUGAAAUCCAUCGACCUCGUGCCACGUAUGACCGAGCUUGACACUGAUGUGGGAGGAUGGUUGCGUACAUUUGGUUUUUGCUUUCUUCAAGUCCUCCCAACUGAUAAGGAUCGUGAGGAGGUGAUAUCUGAAAUCAUGGAGCAUUUGAGACCUUCCUAUCAACGCGAAGAUGGGAAAUGGUUUGUGAUGUAUGUGCGUCUUCGUGUUGUCGCAUACAAAGCAGCAUAA